Molecule: messenger RNA, 1088 nt
Organism: Coffea eugenioides
Lineage: Eukaryota; Viridiplantae; Streptophyta; Magnoliopsida; Gentianales; Rubiaceae
Product: ras-related protein RABA5c-like
Exons: 2
Coding region: 145-792 (215 amino acids)
Cellular component (GO): endosome
Molecular function (GO): GTP binding; GTPase activity
Source: RefSeq, a predicted model, not a curated record
CACUUUCUUCUUCUUCCUCCUCUUUGUCCCCCUCCAUCUUUGUACUUUUGUCCCCUCCAUCAUUCAUUCUAACACGAACUCAAAACUCAAGAAAAGAAAAGAAAAAGAGAACUUUUUAACCAAAAUUCAACUGCAAAACUUGCUAUGGAUUCAUCAGAUGAAGAGGGAUCAGAGGAGUAUUUGUUCAAGAUAGUGAUAAUAGGGGACUCAGCAGUGGGAAAAUCCAACUUGUUGUCUAGAUAUGCAAGAAAUGAGUUCAACCCGCAUUCUAAAGCCACAAUUGGGGUGGAGUUUCAGACUCAGAGCAUUGAGAUUGAUGGCAAAGAAGUUAAAGCUCAGAUUUGGGAUACUGCUGGUCAAGAACGCUUCCGGGCUGUCACCUCUGCUUACUAUCGUGGUGCUUUUGGCGCGCUUUUGGUUUAUGAUAUUACUAGAAAGGAUACUUUUGAAAGCGUGAGAAAGUGGCUUGAUGAGCUCAAUGCGCAUUCUGAUUCGACUGUGGCAAAAAUGCUGGUUGGAAACAAAUGUGAUUUGGAGAGUAUGAGGCAGGUUUCUGUUGAAGAUGGGAAGAGUCUAGCUGAGGCAGAAGGAUUCUUUUUCAUCGAAACAUCAGCUUUGGAUUCCACUAAUGUUAAACAAGCUUUUGAGAUUGUAAUCCGCGAGAUUUACAGCAAUGUGAGCCGGAAAGUCUUGAAUCCAGAUAUGUCCAAGACAGAAUUGUCUGUCAACAGGGUAAGCCUUGUAGAUGAUGGUGCAAAGGGAUGGGGAAAUUAUACAUGUUGCUCGGGAUAAAAAAUCUAGAGGUGGGUGGUUGGUUUUCAGGCAAUUUGCCUGAACUUGAAUUGGCGUGGCGUUUUUCAUGAUUGAUUUUACAUAGUCCAGAUAAGAUAGCCUUAGCAAAAUCAAUUUUCUGAUCAGAUAAUUUACACUCACAUGAUACAGAAGAGAAUGUGAACUACAGAUACGUAGUCCUUGAGUAACUCUUACUCCUUCCUAUUGGAAUUCAUUAGUAUUUGUGGAACUUUUGCCAAAUUCAGUCGUAUAAUAUCUUGCUAAAUCCAGAAAAUUAGGAAGUAGUUUAUGAUUAA